UCACACAAUCACUCAUUUUAACUUGAUGUUCUUUUGGUUUUAUUCCACCAUGUUAUGCCCAUCUUCAUGAGUAACGGUGGUGUUGGGUGUCAACUUUCAUGGCAGUGUCCUAUAGGCCUAACCAAAUCAGAUUACGUGGAUCUGAUAUGGUGCUUUGAUAACAUGGUGAAUUCACUGAAUUGAUCUUGUAGAAAAACAAUCUUUCCUUUUUCCCUUAUAAAGUUGUUUUUGUUCUUUAUUUUCUUUAUACCAAACCUCUCCUGUUAAGGGAUUAAUACCCUUUUUUGUUCUCUGAAAUUAUUAUCUAGGUUGGCUUUGAUGAUAAAUGACACCACCCUUUUGUAACCCCAUGUGCACUGUGCUUUCCAACCAUAUAUUUACACACUUCAUCAUAUCCACAUUCCCUAUCACACAACACAUCACAAUAGGUGCCCACCAACUGUUUGAACCAAUGUCCAAACCAAUUUCUGUUCCUUAGACAGUAGUAAAAAAUUUCUGAUUUAUAUAAGCUAUGCUUUUGGUCUUUACUGGUUUUGAAAAUAUUUCAUGCGUGAGGGUCUUAUAAUAAUUGGACAUGUAUGUAUGACAUGAUAUCUUACUUGAGCUUAUAAAGCAAGACUUUUUCCUCCCUAGAAGAAUUUCCCUUGAGUGUUAGUUUCUAUGCGUGAGUUUGAGGCCAAAAGAGUCUAGAACGUGAGUUUCAUUAUUGGAAGGGAAUGCCUUUAUUGGAAGGCUAAUGCUCCUUCCUCUUGUGGUAUAGUUUAAGCCAUAAUAUGUUUUGCCUCAUAUUCUACGCAGAGUUUCUUUAAUAUCUUUAAGAGUUGUUAGUUUUUUCAAGUUGCCAUUGUUUUAGAAUUGGGUUUGGGACUUGGAGUAGUUUUGAGAUGAAGAUAUGAAUGCAAAGGAGACAUGUCAUUGAGUGGGCUAGUUAUUGCUUUAAGUGUUGCCUUUGGGUGUUUUCUUCUGGCUCUUGCUGCAGAGCUUUGCUAUUUGUUGUGGUGGAAGAAAAGAAGAACUCACACAGAAACUGAAGAAGAAGACCAUAGCAAUGAUGCAAAGGGGUUGCUUAAUGGAGUGUGUUGGAAGGCACCAUCUACCACCAAUUCAGUGACUGUGAGGAGCAGUGAACCAGAAAACAAAAGUCAUGAACCAGAUUUGGAGUUAGGUAAGGAUGUUGUUGGGUUGAAGAAUUUUGGAGAAGAAGGGGUGGAAUGUGAGUUGAUGAGGCUGCACAACCUGGCUGGUCCUCCAAGGUUUCUGUUCACAAUCAAAGAGGAAAGCAAAGAAGAUUUGGAUUCUGAAGAUGGUAGGAGCAGAAAAGGGUCAAGAACAAGGAGCUUGAGUGAUAUAAUGGUGGCAACAAUUGAUUCCCCUUUCCUUAACCCUGUGGCUUCAUCACCUUUGAAGUGUUCUUUGGAUGGUCUUGAUUCUUUCAAGCACCAAGGGUUCAAUCCUCUCUUUGAAUCAUCAAUGGAGUCAGAGCUGAACAGAUUUAGAUCUAAUUCACCACCUCCAAAAUUCAAGUUCUUGAGGGAUGCAGAGGAGAAGUUGUAUAGAAGAUUGAUUGAGGAAGCUCAGAGAAAGGCAAAAGCAAAUGGUUCUGUAGCAGAAUCUGAGGCUAAGGUCUCCCUAAUUCAAUAUCAGUAACAGAUAACAGUAACCGGUCAUUGCUUAGAUUUGUCAACAACAAAGAGAGAGAGCAGGUAAAGCUUCAACAUCCUUCAAGUUCAUCACAGGUUCUUCCACUGUCAUCUUCUCCCACAACAUUCAAACCAGUUGAGAAA
Lotus japonicus is the source of this 1784-nucleotide messenger RNA. RefSeq lists its product as uncharacterized. The record is from RefSeq and is a predicted model, not a curated record. NCBI's taxonomy places the organism in Eukaryota, Viridiplantae, Streptophyta, Magnoliopsida, Fabales, Fabaceae.